Engraulis encrasicolus (European anchovy) is the source of this 1220-nucleotide messenger RNA. RefSeq lists its product as uncharacterized. Lineage: Eukaryota; Metazoa; Chordata; Actinopteri; Clupeiformes; Engraulidae. The record is from RefSeq and is a predicted model, not a curated record. The coding region runs from base 140 to 1111 and encodes 323 amino acids. The transcript has 2 exons.
CAACGUUCCGCUCUGUCCAUGGUAACUAUGAUAAACAUACGAAAUUAAUCAUUUCUGAAAAGCGUUUCUACGAAUCAGCUGCGUUUUGAUUUGCGAUGAUUGAGAACUACAUGAACUUCAUGACUGUGUAGAGCCCACUAUGGCUCGAGGAGCAGAGGGUGACUGCCCUGAGCAGCACCCCAAGAACAUGAAGCGGAAGCGGGCACGUGCAUUGAAGCUCUGGUUCUUCAGCUUGUUCCUGUGCUGCGUCAAAGCCCCCGUUGAGGACACUGUGGAGGUGGGCCAGACCCGCCAGAAGACCCACGGUGCCCCCAACACCACCACCAACACCACUGCCACCACCACUGACAACCCCCAGAAGGCUCUAACCCGCAAGGAGAUUAAGAGGAGGGUGAAGGUGGGAAAAGCCAGGUGGGAAGAACAGAGGAGGAAGAAGAAGAGGGCCUGGUAUUCUCGCCUUUUGCCUAAACUGAAAAUGCCAAAACUGAGGAUCCUCAUCAUUCCCAAACCGACCUACGUUCUGAAGGCCACCAAAUUUGUUAAGAAAACUGAGAAACCAACCAAGAUGACGAAAAUCCAAGACGCAUCGACCACGACCCGACCAUACAUAGACGACUGUGCCACCAAAGCAGACCCAAGUCCCAAGGAAACUGCAUCACAAAACCAAGAUGAAAGGCCCAAGGAACCACCAACAGCAGCACGUAACAACACUGAGGCCUGCCCAGGGACAGUUGUGGAGAGGAUGGUGAAGAAGGACCCUAAAAGGUUAAUAGACCAUACAAAUCUAGAGAACACCCUAAAAGCUAUGGAAGCGUUAGCGGACCUUGUCACUCGGACAGAGCGUACCAGACCAAGAAAGACCAAGAAAGACCUGGAGAGCCACCCGGAGACAACUCAGGGACGCAUCAAGGUGGUUGCAAGAAGAACCCAAAGCAAGAAUGACUUGGAGAGCCACCCAGCUGUACCCAUAGCCUGGAGGAGGGACCCAACGAGAAGAGCCGCCAAGAGGAACUUGGAUGGAUGGAAACACCUCAGCCAGCUGCUUGUGGUCGUGCUGCUAAUCGUGGCCUGGUUCUGCACCAGCAGCACCCUCAGCAGCGCUGGAGACUGAAAGAGGUCCUUCUUCCACAAACUGAACUAUCCAGAGAUAUGUCUGCUUAUAGCAACACUCAAACAACACCAGCUCUAAAAUAAAUGUUUCUUUAUUUUUGUAAUCACAA